Protopterus annectens (West African lungfish) is the source of this 2907-nucleotide messenger RNA. RefSeq names its product immunoglobulin superfamily DCC subclass member 3-like. The record is from RefSeq and is a predicted model, not a curated record. Lineage: Eukaryota; Metazoa; Chordata; Ceratodontiformes; Protopteridae. Gene Ontology annotation, biological process: axon guidance; cell-cell adhesion. Gene Ontology annotation, cellular component: plasma membrane; axon. Bases 1 to 2907 code for a protein of 968 amino acids. Gene Ontology annotation, molecular function: protein binding. The transcript is spliced from 13 exons.
AUGGUGGUGGUUCUGGUGGUAGUGGUAGUAGUAGUAGUGGCAGUGGUGGUAGAAGUAGUAGUGGUAGUUGUGGUUGUAGUAAUGGUUAUGGCGGUAAUGGUAGUAGUAGUAGUGGUGGCUGUGGUGGUGAUAGUAGUGAUGGUUCUGGUAGUGGUAGUACUAGUAGUGGUUGUAGUGACUGUAGUAGUAGUGUUAAUGAUGGUUGUGGUGGUAGCAAUAGUAGCAAUAGUAGUGGUGGUGGUGGUUGUGGUGGUGGUAGUACUAGUAAAGUUAGUGGUGGUUGUAGUGGCUGUGGCGAUAGUGGCAGUAGUAGUAGUGGUAAUGGUGGUUGUAGUGGUGGUGGUAGUAGUGGUAGUGUUGAUUGUAGUGGCAGUGGAGAUAGUAGCAGUAGUAGUAGUGUUAAUGGUGAUUGUGGUGAUAGCAAUAGCAGUCAUGGUGGUUGUGGUGAUAGUGGUAGUAGUAGUGGUGGUUGCAGUGUCCGUGGAGGUAGUGGCCGUAGUAGUAGUAGUAAUGGUAGAAGCAAUAGUAGUAGCAGUAGUGUUAGUAGUAGUACCAAUACUAGUAGUAUUGGAGUCAUGCGAUUUGCCAGUGGUGCUUAUUGUAACAAUCAGAAAACACAAACGAUGUUGUGAUGUUACUCACAGUGCAGAGCUGGCAUUUGCUGUGGAACCAAGUGAUGUCAUUGCAGCACAGCAGUACCCCCUGAUGCUGCACUGUCAGGUGGAGGGGAUCCCACCUGUCACUAGCUUCUGGAGGAAGAACGGUGCCAUAUUAGAGGACAGUCAACGCAACUAUAUGCUUACCAAUGGAUCCCUUAACAUCCCAGUGUUUCAGAAAAAGAGGAAUGAUGGUUCUUCUGAUGAAGGAGAGUAUGACUGUGUUGCCCAAAACCGCUUUGGACUGGUUGUGAGCCGUAAGGCAAAGGUGCAGGCUGCAACUAUGUCAAGCUUCCAUGUCCAACCACAGUCAGUGGUAGUUGAGGAGGGAGGAGUUGCAAGAUUCCAGUGUCAGAUUCAUGGGUUACCAGAGCCUGUAAUCACAUGGGAGAGAAAUGGGACACCUGUGAAUACCAUUUAUGAGAGAUAUACCCUCUUGCCUACUGGAGUGCUACAGAUAACUGGUGUAAGAGCAGAAGACAGAGGGAUAUAUAGAUGUGUUGCUACCAAUAUUGCUAGUGUGAAGUACAGCGAAGCGGCCAGCCUCACAGUAUCAGGCUCACAUUCUAAUGGAUACAAAGACCCAAUGAUUUUAGUUGGACCAGAAAACCUUACCCUAACUGUGCAUCAAACUGCCAUAUUAGAAUGUAUCGCCACUGGCAACCCAAGACCCAUUGUUUCAUGGAGUCGGCUUGAUGGCCGUCCAAUUGGUGUUGAUGGAAUACAGGUACUUGGAACUGGAAAUCUGAUGAUCUCUGACCUCUCGGUACAGCAUUCUGGAGUGUAUGUGUGUGCUGCCAACAAACCUGGUACCAGGGUACGAAGAACCGCUCAGGGAAGGCUCGUGGUUCAAGCACCUGCCGAGUUUGUACAGUACCCCCAGUCCAUCUCAAGACCUGUUGGAACCACAGCUGUUUUUACCUGCCUGGCACAGGGAGAACCCACUCCUCACCUAACCUGGUUAAAAAACGGGCAGAUCCUAGAGCCAAGUGACAACAUAAAGCUGAGAAACAACAACAGCACUCUCACAAUAUAUGGGAUUAGCCAGGAGGACGAAGCUAUUUACCAGUGUAUUGCAGAAAACAGUGCUGGUUCCACCCAGGCAAGUGCACGCCUGACUGUUUUAUGGGUAGAUGGUUUGCCUGGUCCACCUCAGAAUGUGAAAGCUGUAACAGACUCUGCAACUGCCAUUGAAGUUUCGUGGACCGAACCAAGGAAGAACACACAAGAAAUCAUUGGUUAUGUGCUACACAUCAGAAAAACUGCUGAUCCUGUUGAAAUGGAGUACCAGGAGGCAGUGAGCAAAAAUACUUUUCAGCAAUUAGUAACGGAUUUAGAGCCUUCAACAAGUUACAGCUUUCAUGUGAAGGCCUAUACCUCCCGCGGAGCAAGCAAGCCUUCUGAAGUCAUUCAGGCAAUCACUCUGGGCGAAGUGCCUGCUGUGCCAUCUCUCUACAUAAAAGUUCUGAACAAUACUGCUAUCCAGGCAGUAUGGGAACCCUCCUCUAAGCUGGGUCAACAUGACGGCUUCAAGUUAUACUAUCGUAAAGUCCAUGUUUCUGACUUCAUAGGACCUGUACUACUGCCGCACAAUAUUACAUCAUACAACAUCACACAGCUAGAUCCAUCUGUUGUGUAUGAAGUGAAGCUACUUGGAUAUAACCAUCAUGGGGAUGGAAAUUCAACUAUACGCUUUGUAUCCCUAAGAGAUGCCACAGAUAAAACAGUACUGAAUACUCCUUGUGACUGUAUGAAAGACGACAAGAACAAUAAAACCUCAACAACAGGAAUUAUCAUUGGCAUUCACAUUGGAGUCACAUGCAUUAUUUUUUGUGUUCUUUUCCUCAUGUUCGGAUACAGAGGAAGGCUGAUGAUGUGUAAGAGUGCACAGGACCACUUGGCAACUCCUCAAGUCACAAGGGAUCAGACAAGCUCAUUGGGACCCAUUCUGAAUGGAGCAGCUCAGAGGGAAAGAGAUGACAUGGCCCCCACUGGGAAAAGAAUGGAUAUUAAUGAAUUGGAGAGAUUGUUUCCAGCUUCACAUUCAAAAGAGCAGCAGAAUAAAGGAAUUAUGGUAAGAUCUAUUCACUGCUAUGGUUGUUUUUCUGUUAACAGGAUUGUUCAUGCAACAUUUUCAAAUCCUCAUAACGUCCACGGAAAUGAGGCACUUGAAGAGGCCUUUAACCAAAAUAAGAAACUAGGCAUCAACAUGUGGCCCAACAGGAGUGCAGCUGACCCUGUUUUGAUGUAA